Messenger RNA from Porites lobata, 1002 nucleotides. The record is from the annotation of a GenBank genome assembly. Lineage: Eukaryota; Metazoa; Cnidaria; Anthozoa; Scleractinia; Poritidae.
CAGGAACGUAACAGGGAUACAACGAAUGAGCCAAAGAGCAGGAAGAGACCAAGUGAGCAGAAAACCAAAGAGCCUACAGGCUCUGAGAAAACGAGCAACGACAGAGGCAGGAAGUGCCGAAGAGAAGAACCACCAAAGUCCGCCAAAACUAACGGCAGCUCCGAUAGAAAGAGAUCACGUCAUGAAGCAGGGGUACCCAACGAGAAUAUAGUUCAAAACCACUUAAACAUAGCAUUAUUAAACGUAUUUUAGUAUUUAAACGGUAGAUAUAGGCAUAUUUUUAUCCCCUAAAAAUUUUUCAUCUGUUCGGAUUUCCUAGCUGAAAGUCUAAUGAUCCGAAAAUUAUAGGGAUCAAAACUUACCUUUUGGAAAAUUUCAGCCAGAAAAAAGGCUCCCGAAAAUUCUAGGUGACCUUUUUAGGUUAAAAAUCCGUUAGAAAUGGGCAAUUAUACCAUAUUUUAGAUGUUCGAAGUUACUAGGGGAGGCAGGCAAGCAAGAAAUUUUAAAACAAAUGUUUCGAAGAUUCUAGAUCUCAAAUCGUCUUCCGAACAGAUAUUCUUCCGAAAAUUGUCGUUGGGUGCCCCUGAUGAAGAAGAGCUAAAUUCCAUCCAGGAGAAGAUUGAAAGCUCCACAAACUCUAUCAGUCUGCUGAACAAUCACCUAGAGAAGGGCUCAUGCCCUAAGACUUUAAGAUACAAUGCGGUGGCGAAUAUCACGCCCGACGAAGACUUGAAGAAAGACAUAAACUCCAUAAGAAAGAAAGCCGAACAGGCCCUUGUAGGGGCCCUCGUGAAAUUCCACUACAGGCGCGUAGAUAGACUUAAGAAUAAGUACGGAAAGCUCGAACAAGCUCAGUCUCGCAGAAGUUUUCAAGAAACCAACCAGUCUUCCCGUAAAGCGCCGGCUAGAAAUAGAAAUACAAGCGAAGAUAAGAACGAGAACGAGCUAGCCGAAGUGUUGAAAGCUAAGAUUAGAGAGGUCGAUACAUUGCUUUUGUUUUAG